AUGUUGAGUGAGUCCCUCGCGAGCAAGGAAGUCGUCACUCUCGACUGCAGCAUUCGAGUGGACCUGACGAGGCAGUCCGUUCGAGGCGUCGUCCAGCUGCCUCAUGGGCUUCAGACUGAGAUACGAGUCCUGGCCCUUUGUCCUGACUACAUGGCCAGUGAGAUGCUGGAAGCCGGGGCAGAUUACGCUGGUCUCAGUGAGCCACUAAACAAAAUUGAACGUGGCUGGCUUCCGUUCGAUAAAGUCAUCGCUCUUCCGCAGGUUAUCCCGCAGGUUGUCAAAUUGGCUAAGAUUUUGGGUCCGAAGAGACUCAUGCCGAACGCCCGUAACGGUACUGUCGUCCAGAAUUUGAAGCAGGCUGUGAUUGACGCAAAGUCGGGCAGUCAAGUGGAGUAUCGUGCCGAAGGAGAGGGCCACAUCCGAGUGGACCUCGGAAAGACUAACAUGUCCAAUGACCAGAUCCUGGAGAACAUGCGAUUCUUCGUACGGACUAGAUCGUUCAGCCUUCUCGUGGGGUAUGUGAUACGGCAGAUUAAAGAGCUCCUUCGGAACAGGCCGAAGGAGGCAGGUGAUAAUGCGGCCGUCGUCCGGAAGACAGGAGAAUUGGCGAAGCUCACUACCAUGUUGCCGAAGUUGAUGGGAGGGAUAUCCUCUUUAUCAGGCGGCGGCGAUGAAAGGGCACGAGUAUUGGACCUGCCGUACUUCAAGGCUGCAUCCAUAAGCUGUCCGAAUGCCCCUAGGAUACAUAUUGAGACAGAGAGCAUGAUGCCGUCAAGCGCUGGCUACUUCCGAUAG
Molecule: messenger RNA, 795 nt
Organism: Perkinsus marinus ATCC 50983
Lineage: Eukaryota; Perkinsozoa; Perkinsida; Perkinsidae
Product: ribosomal protein L1P, putative
Exons: 4
Coding region: 1-795 (264 amino acids)
Source: RefSeq, a predicted model, not a curated record